CCCAAGAAAAGAAAAGAAUAAAAAGUUUUUACAGUUUUUAGCACAAUGUUUAUAUAUUUGAUUAUCAAGAGUGAAUUUUUGAUAAUCAGUCAUCUUCACAAGAACCCAAAGAAAAAUCUCUCAAAAAGAGUUCAGUACCUUUCAAUUCUACUUCUCUCUUUACUGUUUGUGAUGCAUUUUCUCAUCACCUACCACUGAUAAACCCAUCAUUCGUUCUUAUUAUCCCCACUUUUCUCUUUUACCAUCCUCUCACUGCCAGUACAGCAUUUCUGGUUCUUGUUUCUGGGUUAGGGCUUUUAAGCGGAAAGUACAUUUUCAACUUAGAUUUAGACUCACAUUUGCUCCUACAGAGAGACCCAGAUAGUAAAUCCAACCAAAUUGGAUAUAUAACUGGUUUUCUGAACUUGGGUUGAUUUGGGUGUCUUGAUAUGUGAUCUUGUUUUCAGAGAUCUGAUUGAUGGCUUCUUCAAUGUCUGUAGAGAGGGUAUGGUAAUGGGUUUUGUGAGAUCUGGCAUCUAAAGGCUGUUCUUGCCAAUUGUGUCUCAGAGAGGUAUUUUGACACCGAAAGGAUGACUACUGAUCUGAAUACAGGAUUAUCCAAAAGAACUGCCAUUUUUGGUCUCAAAGUCUGGGAAUUGAUUGGGAUCUUUGUUGGGUUAUUUAUUAUAGUUAUCCUCUUUGCAUUAUCCUUUUAUCUUACUUCGCGGAAGAAAUCUAGGAAAGCUCAAGACAAUAUUCCCAUUAGCCAAAUCCCAACUGUUUCCAAGGAAAUUAAAGAAGUACGCGUGGAGCAAGUCCCUACGGAUGAAUUUGCUCCACGUGAUGGGAUUCUUCUCGCCAUUCACGAAAAAUCCAGUGAUAAAGAAUCGGACAAGGUUAUUGUUCAUCUAGGUAUGGGGAAAACGAAAAAUGGAGAUAAUAGUAGUCAGUCAGGUUCGUUUCGUAAUUUGGAUAAAGAUGGUGGAGGGUCUCAAUCAGGAGAAGUGAGCUCGGGCAACUUUGGUGCGUAUAAACCUUCUUCUUCACAUCCAAUAACCGCCUCUUCUCCUCUAACUGGACUGCCUGAAUUCUCUCAUUUGGGGUGGGGUCACUGGUUUACAUUGAGGGAUCUCGAACUUGCAACGAACCGGUUUUCAAAGGAGAAUGUUAUUGGUGAGGGUGGAUAUGGAGUUGUUUAUAGGGGAUGUUUGAUUAAUGGGAGAUGGAGUCCAGUGGCAGUCAAAAGACUUCUGAACAAUCUGGGCCAGGCAGAGAAGGAAUUUAGAGUGGAAGUUGAAGCUAUUGGCCAUGUGCGUCAUAAAAAUCUGGUUCGACUUUUGGGCUAUUGCAUGGAAGGAACUCAUAGGUUGUUAGUCUACGAAUACGUCAACAAUGGCAACUUGGAACAAUGGCUUCAUGGAGCUAUGCGCCAACAUGGACAUCUUACAUGGGAGGCCAGGAUGAAGGUUCUCCUUGGCACAGCUAAAGCUCUUGGCUACUUGCAUGAAGCAAUUGAGCCAAAAGUGGUGCACCGAGAUAUUAAGUCAAGCAAUAUAUUGAUUGAUAAUGACUUCAAUGCCAAGGUUUCUGAUUUUGGCCUGGCCAAGCUACUUGGUGCCGGAAAAAGUCACAUCACAACUAGGGUUAUGGGAACCUUUGGAUAUGCGGCUCCCGAAUAUGCAAAUAGCGGCCUUUUGAAUGAAAAGAGUGAUGUUUAUAGCUUUGGUGUUGUGCUUCUGGAAGCCAUUACAGGAUGAGAUCCGGUGGACUAUGGUCGUGCUGCGCAAGAGGUAAAUCUGGUUGAUUGGCUGAAAAUGAUGGUUGGAAGCAGGCGCUCAGAGGAAGUGGUGGACCCAAACAUUGAAACAAAGCCGUCAACAAGAGCUCUUAAACGACCCCUUCUGACAGCUUUGAGAUGUGUUGACCCAGAUUCAGACAAGAGACCCAAGAUGAGCCAAGUUGUUCGAAUGCUUGAAUCAGAGGAGUAUCCCAUACCCAGAGAGGAUCGAAGGCACCGAAGAGCUCACGCAGAUAACACGGAGAUUGAAUCCCAGAGGGAGAAUUACGACACUGACAAGAGUGACAAUGCAGAUCCGAAGUCAGAGGGCAGAAGCAGCUACAGAACAUAACAAAACCUAUUCAUUCUUUUAGUGGAUCUGGUACCGGCAGUUCUUAGUUUUUUUCAGCCUACUGAAAUAUUCGGUUUUCCAUGUCCAAGCUGAUUCUAGCAAUAAAUUUGGGUGAGGAAAAA
Messenger RNA from Camellia sinensis, 2230 nucleotides. Its product is annotated as putative receptor-like protein kinase At5g18500. Gene Ontology annotation, biological process: protein phosphorylation. The record is from RefSeq and is a predicted model, not a curated record. NCBI's taxonomy places the organism in Eukaryota, Viridiplantae, Streptophyta, Magnoliopsida, Ericales, Theaceae. Gene Ontology annotation, molecular function: protein kinase activity; ATP binding.